Messenger RNA from Postia placenta MAD-698-R-SB12, 1251 nucleotides. RefSeq lists its product as hypothetical. The record is from RefSeq and is a predicted model, not a curated record. The transcript is spliced from 7 exons. Bases 1 to 1251 code for a protein of 416 amino acids. Lineage: Eukaryota; Fungi; Basidiomycota; Agaricomycetes; Polyporales; Adustoporiaceae.
AUGGACGCCGUCACGCGACGUCUGCUCGUGCUCGCCUCCCUCGGCGUCCGCCUCCUCAAAUACACCGCCUGCCUCGUCUUCCUCGUCAACCUCCGCUCCUGGCCGCUUUCGUGGCACUUUCGCGUGUUCAGCCCGCUCAUCGCGCUGCGCCUCAGAUUGCACCUCCUGCGCCUGCGCCUCCUCUUCAAGCCGCGCCAUGUCAAGCAGCGUGCCAAGGCGCAGUGGCUCGCGGCGCUGUCGCCGGUGGGCAAGAGCCCAUUCGAUGUCACGGUAGCUUGGAAGGGCUGGGCGAGCCCCGACGACUGCGACUACAACCUCCACCUGAGCAACUCCUGCUACGCCAAGAGCUUGGACUCGGCGCGCCUCGCGCACGUGCUGAAGUGUUUCCCUACGUUCUUCCGCGCCGGAGGCUGGAUGCCGCUCGGCGGCACGCACUACACGUUUCUCCGCGAGAUCCCGAUUCUCGCGCGCUACGAGAUCCGUGUCCGCAUCGUGUCCUGGGACAACAAAUGGCUCUUCCUCGUCGCGCACUACGUCACCAAGUCCAAGCCCAGCAAAACGCAGAAGAGGGCGACGAAGCAGCCCGCCGCGGAGCACCGCCUGCCGCCGACGCCCCCCGAGCACGACGCGCGCGCCCAGCAGGCCCCCGUGCCCCUCCUGCACACGCCCGCCACGCCCCUCCUGCUUACAUCCGGGACGCCCGAGGACGCCGCCACCCCCGUGCGCGCCACGCCCGACGCGAAGCCCGACGCACACGCCGUCGCAGUCGCCGCGGCGCUGCGCAUGCACGCGGACCCGGACGACGACGUGACGCUGCACUGCGUCGCGGUGUCCGAGGUGUGCUUCAAGGUCGGGCGCAUCACCGUCCCGCCCGCGCUCGUGCUGACGUGCGACGGGAUGUGCGACGCGCGCGCGGCGGCCGCGGGCUCCGGCUCGAGCGACGGCGCGGGUGGCGAGGGCGACGACGCCGCCGCUGGAGAGGGCUUCUCGCACGCGCGCCCGCCGCCGUUCUGGGCGGAGGUAAAACGGCUGCGCGGGAGCGAGCUGGAGCUGGGCGGGCUGCGCGCGUUCUAUGCGGGCGGAUGGCGCGAGGUGGGCGCGCGCGAGGACGGGGGUGAGGACGGGGGCGCGCGGUGGUGGGAGGCUGCGCUGGGCGGGGAGGUGGAGGCGCGCCGGCGCGCGGGGAUGGCGGUCGUUGGCGCGCUGAAGACGGGCAUGGACGGUAUGGAGGUUGGGGCGCGCGGAAAAUAG